This is a messenger RNA of Populus euphratica (Euphrates poplar), 1837 nucleotides long. Its product is annotated as UPF0481 protein At3g47200-like. The record is from RefSeq and is a predicted model, not a curated record. NCBI's taxonomy places the organism in Eukaryota, Viridiplantae, Streptophyta, Magnoliopsida, Malpighiales, Salicaceae. The transcript is spliced from 2 exons. The coding region runs from base 328 to 1638 and encodes 436 amino acids.
AACUUAAAACUAGAGUGUAAAUAUUUUUAGACACGGAAACGGGCAGAACACAAGGUUAGAAAAGUUUCAGAAUUAUAGAAGCAAAAGAAAGUUCUGUAGAAAAUGAAACUGUAAAAACUCCGAGUUCGUUUUUCUGGUUAGUAAGAAAGAGUGCAUAUGAAAACUACGCAAGUUCGCUUGCAGAUAAGAUAGCGUACUGUAUUUUGCAGCAGAGGUUCUUUGAGAAACUUAGAGCGAGGAUUUUGAAGCCAAUCAAAUAUCAGUAUCAGUAUCAUCAAAUAAUUUGUUGAGUCUGACGGAUAGAAAUUAUCCCAGUUCAUUCACAGGAUGAAGACUGGCGAAGAAUCAAGCGAGAAAAAUAAUAAAGGAGAUCAUCUUUCUCUAAAUAUUGGCACGGUAGCAGCAGAUGUGAGAAAGGCUUUGGAAACCUUAGGUCCAAACCCUUUAUCGGACGAGUGUUGUAUCUAUAAAGUUCCAAAGCGACUGCGAGUGUUAAACGACAAGGCCUACACACCUCAAGUAGUCUGCAUUGGUCCAUUUCAUCGUGACAACAAGGAGCUGCAAGAAAUGGAUGAACAUAAAAGAAUGUACCUGCAGGAUUUUCUUAAAUGGAGCAAUGCAAGCUUGGAGGACUUUAUCGAACUAAUAGGCGGCCGUGAAGCAACAUUGCGUAAUUGUUAUGCCGAAACCUUUGAAGAUAUUAUCAGUGAAGAAUUUGUGAAAAUGAUCUUAGUAGAUGCUGCCUUCGUAAUUAUGGUCAUACUGAAACAACUCUUCCAUGCCUACCGAGGCAGAAACGACCGUAUCUUCUCUUGUCCAUGGAAGAUACGUGAGGUAGGGAUUGACCUGUGCUUGCUUGAAAACCAGAUCCCAUUCUUCAUUCUCCAGGACAUGCUUAAGCUAUCCAAGAUAUUCUUCCCUUACAAGGAAAGUAAAUUAAUUAUACUUGUCCAUGAAUUCUUAAAAACUGUGUGGGACUCAUGGGUCACAGAUGUUUGUAUGGAGAUAAACAGUUCUUCUGAAAUAGAACAUUUUGUUGACUUCCUGAGAAUUUAUCAGCAACCAACAAGGCCACGCCGGCUAAAGAUACUCAAACGCCUAUCCACAAAAACUGCGAAGACGCUACAUCAAGCUGGGGUCAAAUUUCAGUCAGGCUUGGACCAAAAAUUGCUUCACAUAGAAUUUGAUAAAGCGUUUCUGAAAAUCCCACCGUUCAGAAUAUCAGAUGAUACGGAAAUCUUAUUGAGAAAUCUUCAAGCCUUUGAGCAAUGCCAUUGCGGUGACAAUUAUGUAGGUAACUAUAUUUACAUGAUGGAUUUGCUUGUUGAUUCUCCUGAGGAUGUUGAAAUUCUUGUUCGGUAUGGAAUUAUAGAAAAUUUGUUGUCAAAUAAUGAAGCAGUGUCUACUCUUUUUUACAAUCUUUCCAGAGAAAAUAUGAUCUCCUCAAAGAAUUUCUACUUCUCUGAUGUCCUGGAUGAUUUGAAUAAGUACUACGGAAGAGAUUGGCCGAAAUGGAGAGCAAACUUGAGACAAAAUUAUUUCCAAAAUCCAUGGUCCAUAUUCUCUGUUAUUGCUGCUGCUUUUCUCCUCCUACUUACCAUCAUCCAGGCGGUGUGUUCCAUUAUUCAGCUCGUUUAGAUUCUACCAUUUCAGUUGUUUCAUUUCCUGUAGAAAGCUAUAUAUAAUGUAGAAUAAACAUGGAAAUUCAGUGUUGUUUUCUCCUAGCUAGCAAGUGUGUGUAUCAAGUAGUCAAAUAAGGAUUAUGAAAUGUAAUGUAAAUAUUGGUGAAGUGAAUAUUGCAUCAAUUAGUCACUACAAUCAUAGUUGUGUUGUUGUA